AUGUCGAGCGAGGUGGGCUCGGAGGUUCACCUAGAAAUCAAUGAUUUCAUUUCACAAGAAAAAGUAGACAGUCCUUCAGACAGUGGACAAGGCAGCUUUGAAACAGCUGAGCCCUUAAGUGAAAGAGAUUCAGACGAGGAGAUAUUUGUGAGUAAAAAACUGAAAAGCAGGAAGGUACUACAGGACAGUGAUUCUGAAUCAGAAAACAGAAAUGCCUCUCCAGAGAAAACUACUUAUGACAGUGAUGAGGAAAAUAAAGAGAACUUAUAUGCUGGAAAAAGUGGAAAAAACAAAAGGAUUCACAAAACACUGGCAAACAAUGAUGAAAGUAAUAGGGAGGAGUCUUUGUAUCAAGAAAAUCUUGAAACUCAGGUUACACCUGGUUCAGAGCUGAUUCUCCAAUUUGGAAACUCUGUAGACUUUACCACCAUUGACAGAAAACCUUCUAAAAAAUCCAUAAGUGAUAAAGAAGGAAAUGAAGGAAAAGCAAAAGUAAAAUCAAAGAGAAGACUUGAGAAGGAAGAAAGAAAGAUGGAGAAAAUCAGACGGUUGAAAAAGAAGGAAACAAAAGAUGAGGAAAAUAAUGUGGAACAGCCAUUUAAUGACAGUGGCUGUCUUCUUGUGGAUAAAGACCUUUUUGAAACAGGUUUGGAGGAGGAAAAUAACUCUCCAUUGGAAGAUGAAGAGUCAUUAGAAUCCAUAAGGGCAGCUGUGAAAAACAAAGUAAAAAAUCACAAGAAAAAGGAAUCAUCUUUGGAGAAUGGUAUCUUUUCAUUCGAAGAAGAAAGUGAGUCAUCCAAAGGUACCAUGAGGAAGGAAAGAAAAGCAGCCAAGUUAAGUAAGGAAGCAUUAAAAAAAAUGCAUAGUGAGACUCAGCGCCUUAUUCGAGAGUCUGCACUUAAUCUUCCAUAUCAUAUGCCUGAGAAUAAAACUAUUCAUGAUUUCUUCAAACGUAAACCCCGGCCCACCUGCCAGGGAAAUGCCAUGGCACUACUCAAGUCAUCUAAGUAUCAGUCAAGCCAUUGCAAAGAAAUCAUAAAUGCUGCAGGUACAACUGAAAUGAAUGGUGAUCACCACAGGAAAAGUUUUGAGCAGACAACAGGUACAGAAUAUGAAACGGAAAUUCACGUACUCCCUAUGGUUUCAAAGGAACUUCAGAUCACAACUAGAUCAGGUGAGGCUUGCAGUAAGGAUCCAGUAAGAAACAAAGAGCUGGAAAUUCAGGAGAAACAGAAACAAAGUGAUGAUAGUCCUUUGCUUGGGGACACAUCAGUGUUGCAACAGGAAUCCGACAUCCUCAGGAACAAGGCCAGUGAGGAGCAUCAGAUUGGAGGGCUCAUAGCAUCUGACGCUCAUGCCUUGGAGGAAGAAGAUAGACUGAGAAAAACAGAAGACACAGAUGAGAAAGUGGAAGAACCUAUGCAGAAAACUAAAUCAUCAGCAGUUGUGCCACCUGAAAAAGUGAGACGGUUCACUCUGGAUAGACUUAAACAGCUGGGAGUAGAUAUUUCCAUUAAACCUCGGCUGGGUGCUGAUAAAGAUUCCUUUGUGAUACUCGAUGAACCUGAAACCAACAGAGAACUGGAAGCCUUGAAGCAGCGUUUCUGGAAGCAUGCUAAUCCAGCGGCCAAACCCAGGGCUGGUCAGACGGUGAAUGUGAACAUCAUAGUGAAGAACUUGGGUAAUGAUGGAAAGGAAGAGCUAAAGGCAGAUGUGGUACCUGUGACUUUGGCAGCUGAGAAGCUGGACAGAGCAAGCCACACAAAACCAGGUGAAAAGCUACAGGUGCUAAAAGCUAAACUGCAAGAAGCCAUGAAACUCCGAAGGUUUGAGGAACGGCAAAAGCGCCAAGCAUUAUUUAAAUUAGAUAAUGAAGAUGGAUUUGAAGAGGAUGAUGAGGAAGAAGAGGAAGAAAUGACAGAUGAGUCUGAGGAAGAUGAAGAAGAGGAGGUAGAGGAAGAAGAGGAGAAAGAAGAACAAGAGGAAGAGGAGGAAGAAGGCAAUCAGGAGAUUGGAGAAUUCCUUCUUGGUAGUAAAGACGUAGAUACCAAAGAUGAGAAAGAAGUGGAUAAAGAAAAUAAUGAUGGCAGUAGUGAAAGUGCCAAGUCAGUUGACCUUCUCUCUGUCCCCAAGCCUCUCUCAUCAGAUUCUACCUUACUUCUAUUUAAGGACAACUCUUCCAAGAUGGGUUUCUUUCCUACUGAAGAAAAAACAGAUGAAAACUUAGGCAAACAGCCUAGUAAACUGGAUGAAGAUGAUUCUUGUUCAUUGCUAACAAAAGAAAGCAGCCACAAUAGCAGCUUUGAGCUGAUUGGCUCCACAAUUCCAUCCUAUCAGCCUUGCAACAGACAAACAGGUCGAGGGACCAGUUUUUUCCCUACAGCAGGAGGAUUCAGAUCCCCUUCUCCUGGGCUAUUUCGAGCCAGUUUGGUCAGCUCAGCUUCUAAGAGUUCAGGGAAACUGUCUGAGCCCUCACUUCCCAUAGAGGAUUCCCAGGAUCUGUAUAACGCCUCCCCAGAGCCCAAGACACUUUUCCUAGGAACAGGAGACUUCCAGUUCUGUUUAGAAGAUGACACUCAGAGCCAACUGUUGGAUGCAGAUGGAUUUUUAAAUGUUAGAAACCACAGGAAUCAGUACCAAGCUUUGAAGCCUCAAUUGCCACUGGCCAGUAUGGAUGAGAAUGCCAUGGAUGCCAAUAUGGAUGAGCUGUUGGAUUUGUGUACUGGAAAGUUUACAUCUCAGCCUGACAAAUGUCAACCUAAGAAGAAUGACAAGAAAGAGAACAUGGAGGAACUUCUGAAUCUUUGCUCAGGAAAAUUCACUUCUCAAGAUGCCUCCCCUAUGGCUUCAUCUGAAUUGAGUAAGCCAGAAAAGGAGAAUAGCAUGGGUGAUCCAAUGGAAGAAGCACUUGCUCUUUGCUCAGGUUCUUUCCCAACAGACAGGGAGGAAGAAGGUGAAGAGGAGGAAUUUGGAGACUUUCAGCUUGUCCCAAAUGAUAAUGAGUUUGAUAGUGAUGAGGAUGAACACAGUGACUCUGGAAAUGAAGAACUAGCACUGGAAGGUGCUAUGGACAAUGAUGAUGAUGAAGAAGAACUCCUGGAGCAAUCGGAGAAGCUGAAAAGGCAAAUGAGAUUGAAAAAAUACUUGGAGGAUGAAGCAGAGGUGUCAGGAAGUGAUGUGGGAAGUGAAGAUGAGUAUGAUGGGGAAGAGAUUGAUGAAUAUGAAGAGGAGCUAAUUGAUGAAGUACUUCCUUCUGAUGAGGAACUACAGAGUCAAGUCAAGAAAAUACACAUGAAAACCAUGUUGGAUGAUGAUAAGCGACAACUGCGUUUAUUCCAAGAGAGGUACCUUGCUGAUGGGGAUCUGCACAGUGAUGGUCCUGGGCGAAUGAGGAAAUUCCGAUGGAAAAAUAUAGAUGAUGCGUCCCAGAUGGACUUGUUCCACAGAUACUCUGAUGAUGAUCAGAUUGAAGAACAACUUGAUGAGACAGAAGCCAGAUGGAGGAAGGAGCGAAUUGAACGAGAGCAGUGGCUGCGGGACCAGGCACAGCAGGGGAAAAUUACAGCUGAAGAAGAAGAAAUUGGGGAAGGCAGUCAGUUUAUGAUGCUAGCCAAGAAAGUUACAGCCAAAGCACUGCAGAAGAAUGCCAAUCGUCCUGCGAUUAUUCAGGAAUCAAAGUCUCUAUCCAGUAACCCAUUUGAAGCCAUCAGACCAGGAAGUGCUCAUCAGCUGAAGACAGGCUCACUGCUAAACCAACCCAAAGCUGUGCUUCAGAAAUUAGCUGCCCUCUCUGACCUCAACCCCAGUGCUCCUCGAAAUUCAAGAAACUUUGUCUUUCAUACGCUUUCUCCUGUCAAGUCUGAGGUAUCAAAGGAAUCAUCUAAGCCUCAGGUGAAGAGGAAGGGUCCAUCGUUAAUGACAUCCCCUUCUCCUAAGUGCCUCAAAACAGAUGAUAGCACUUCAGGAUUGAAGCGAAGCAUUUUCAGAUACUUGGAAAGCUAA
Castor canadensis (American beaver) is the source of this 4002-nucleotide messenger RNA. RefSeq names its product claspin (gene Clspn). Gene Ontology annotation, molecular function: anaphase-promoting complex binding. Lineage: Eukaryota; Metazoa; Chordata; Mammalia; Rodentia; Castoridae. Gene Ontology annotation, biological process: mitotic DNA replication checkpoint signaling; mitotic G2 DNA damage checkpoint signaling; activation of protein kinase activity. The record is from RefSeq and is a predicted model, not a curated record.